This is a messenger RNA of Ambispora gerdemannii, 273 nucleotides long. NCBI's taxonomy places the organism in Eukaryota, Fungi, Glomeromycota, Glomeromycetes, Archaeosporales, Ambisporaceae. The record is from the annotation of a GenBank genome assembly.
AUGGCUGAAAGAACUGAGCGAGAAUUGAACGAUGCGAAGAAGGAGUUGGAAGACGCGAAGAGGGCGUUGGCGAACUUCGAGGGAGAUGUUGACGAUGAGGACAGGGGGGCUCGACGACAGGAGAAAGCAAGACUGGAGGACAAAGAGAAGAGGCUGGGGGAGGCGAAGGAGGCUCGUUUGAAGCAGGUAGAAGAACUGCAAAGAGCCCUCAUUCCAACCACAACAACUCAACCAGGUAACGACUUUGACUCGGGCGUUGGGGACAUAGAGUAG